Molecule: messenger RNA, 453 nt
Organism: Molossus molossus (Pallas's mastiff bat)
Lineage: Eukaryota; Metazoa; Chordata; Mammalia; Chiroptera; Molossidae
Gene: LY6G5C
Product: lymphocyte antigen 6 family member G5C
Exons: 3
Coding region: 1-453 (150 amino acids)
Cellular component (GO): external side of plasma membrane
Source: RefSeq, a predicted model, not a curated record
AUGCAUUUUAUGGCAGGCCCUGCAUGUAGUCGGAGUCUGGGGCCCCUGGGCCUCCACAGCAACCCCCAAGCUCUGUACAUGGUCCUCUUAAUAGCGCUGGUCAUGAUGAGCUUGGUGUUUGGUAAAUUCGAUCGAGUCAAUCAAGAGCCCCCUUAUCCAGAUCAACUCCCCAAAUACCUGCGCUGCUAUCGGUGCCUCUUGGAGACCAAGGAGCUGGGGUGCCUGCUGGGAUCCGACAUUUGCCUGGCCUCCCCUGGCAGCAGCUGUAUGACUCUCUUCAUCAAGAACAGCAGUGGCUCUGACAUCAUGGUGAGUGACUGUCGUCGCAAGGACCAGAUGAGUGAUUGCUCACGUACCCGUGCUUCUCCGGUGUUUGGCUUCUGGAUGUUCUCUCGAUGCUGUUUCCAGAAUUUCUGCAAUAACCCACAGAACAGAGAGUUCUACAUACCAUAG